UCUAAUGGUGAUACAGACACAAGAUCAUUAUUUUGGUCACCAUGAGGACAAAGUAGGAUUUCUGCGACACAGAAAAGAGAAAAAGAUCUUGCUGUACCAGAUCAGCAGGAUGAGUCACUCUGAGGAAUGUGACGAAGGCCUUCACAUAAACAUGAAACACUCCUGUCUAAUCCAGACAAAGAGAUCAGUCUCUCCAGGGCUCAGCUGUGUCUCCAUGAAGAGUGAUGAGUCUAUGAAUCAUCCAUUAGAAUUCAAAGAUGGAAAUUCUUCAUCUGAACGCAGUCAAAUCCAGGUAAAGAGAUCUGACUCUCCAGUAUCCAGUUUUGUGUCAAUGAGAAGUGACAGAUCUAUGGAUCCCCCACCAGGAGAAGAACACCCCUCAUCUUCACACAGACAAUUUCAUGCAGAGAGAUCAGACUCACCAGGACCCAGCUGCGUGUCCAUGAGGAGCCACAGGUCAAAGGAUCCUCCACUAACAUUCAAACAUGAGGACCACUCAUCUGGACACAGUCAAAUUCAGGUAAAGAGAUCUGACUCUCCAGUAUUCAGUGGUGUGUCAAUGAGAAGUGACAGAUCUAUGGAUCCCCCACUGACAUUAGAAGAGGGAGACUCCUUAACUGCCCCCAGUCAAAUUCAGGUAAAGAGAUCUGACUCUCCAGUAUUCAGUGGUGUGUCAGUGAGAAGUGACAGAUCUAUGGAUCCCCCACUGACAUUAGAAGAGGGAGACCCCUUAACUGCACACAGACAUAUUCAUGCAGAGAGAUCAGACUCACCCGGACCCAGCUGUGUGUCCAUGAGGAGCAACAGGUCUAAAGAUCCUCCACUAACAUUUGAGCUUGAAGACCUUUCAUCUGGACACAGUCAAAUUCAGGUAAAGAGAUCUGACUCUCCAGUAUUCAGUGGUGUGUCAAUGAGAAGUGACAGAUCUAUGGAUCCCCCACUGACAUUAGAAGAGGGAGACCCCUUAACUGCACACAGACAUAUUCAUGCAGAGAGAUCAGACUCACCCGGACCCAGCUGUGUGUCCAUGAGGAGCGACAGGUCUAAAGAUCCUCCACUAACAUUUGAGCUUGAAGACCUUUCAUCUGGACACAGUCAAAUUCAGGUAAAGAGAUCUGACUCUCCAGUAUUCAGUGGUGUGUCAAUGAGAAGUGACAGAUCUAUGGAUCCCCCACUGACAUUAGAAGAGGGAGACCCCUUAACUGCACACAGACAUAUUCAUGCAGAGAGAUCAGACUCACCCGGACCCAGCUGUGUGUCCAUGAGGAGCAACAGGUCAAAAGAUCCUCCACUAACAUUUGAGCUUGAAGACCUUUCAUCUGGACACAGUUUAAUCCAGGUAAAGAGAUCUGACUCUCCAGUGUCCAGCUGUGUGUCAAAAAGAAGUGACAGAUCUAUGGACCCCUCACUGACAUUAGAAGAGGGAGACCCAUCACUUGCACACAGAGAAAUUCAGGCAGAGAGAUCAGACUCACCUGGCCCCAGUGCUGUGUCCCUGAAUAGCAACAGAUCUAAGGAUCCUCCACUAACAUUCGAACAUGAAGACCACUCAUCUGGACACAGUGUCUCAUCCCAGAUGAAAGAGAGGACGAACAGAAUGAGGGGACCACAAGAGGAGAUCAGCCUCGUAGACACAUGGUAUGCCACUGUGUCUGUUGCAAGUGAAGCUCAGGAGAGCUUCAAAUCAUAUAUGAAAAAUAAAUAUCAGUGUUUGAAUGAACUAAUAACAAACCAAGAAAACCCAAAACUUCUCUGUGAGAUCUACACUGAGCUCUACAUCACAGAAGGAGAAAUCAGUAAUGAACAUGAGGUGAAUAAGAUGCAGGACACCUCCAGGAGAAAAACAACAGAAGACACAGCAAUCAAAUGCAAAGAUAUCUUUAAAUCUUUAUCUGGACAAGACAAACCCAUCAAAACUGUCCUGACAAAAGGAAUUUCUGGCAUUGGAAAAACCUCUGUGCAGAAGUUCAUUCUGGACUGGGCUGAAGAUGAAGCAAAUCAGGAUGUCCACUUCAUAUUUCCACUUCCUUUCAGAGAACUGAAUUUGAUGAAGGACCAAAAACUCUGUCUGACUAAUCUCCUUCAUAUAUUUUUUAAGGAAACAAAAGAAACAAACAUUUCCAGCUUGCAGAAGUCACUUUUCAUUUUUGAUGGUUUGGAUGAGUGUCGUUUAGAUCUAGAUUUUCAGAGCACUGUGAGUUUGUGUGAUGUGACUGAAUCAGCAUCAGUAGAAGUGCUGCUGACAAACCUGAUCAAGGGGAAUCUGCUUCCCUCUGCUCUCAUCUGGAUAACCUCCCGACCUGCAGCAGCUGAUCAAAUCCCCUCUGAGUGUGUGGAUCGAGUCACAGAAGUACGAGGAUUCAACAACCCACAGAAGGAGGAGUACUUCAGGAAGAGAAUCAAUGAUCAGAGUCUGGCAGACAGAAUCAUCAAACACCUGAAGUCAUCCAGGAGCCUCUACAUCAUGUGUCACAUACCUGUGUUCUGCUGGAUUUCAGUCACUGUUCUAGAGAAAAUGUUGGGGGAAGCAGAGAGUGGAGAGAUCCCCAAAACUCUGACUCAAAUGUACACACACUUCCUCACCAUUCAGACAAAAAUCAUAAGAGAAAAAUACACAAAGAACCAAAAAGCAGAUGAAGAAAUACUUCUCAAACUGGGCCAACUGGCUUUUCAGCAGCUGAUGAAAGGAAACCUGAUCUUCUAUGAGGAAGAUCUGAGAGAGUGUGGUAUCGAUGUUGAAGAAGCAUCAGUGUACUCAGGUGUGUGUACACAGAUCUUCAGAGAGGAAUCUGGGCUGCUCCAGAGUAAAGUGUACUGCUUUGUUCAUCUGAGUGUUCAGGAACAUCUUGCAGCUCUAUAUGUGCACCUGACCUUCAUGAACCAGAAGAGAAAUGUGCUUAAUCAGAGUUUGUUCUCUGCACUUGUGUACUUCUUCAGAAAAGAAAUUACAAUCUAUGAUGUACACAAGAGUGCUGUGGAUCAGGCCUUACAGAGUAAGAAUGGACAUCUGGAUCUUUUCCUUCGCUUUCUUGUGGGUCUUUCACUGAAGUCUUGUCAAAGUCUUUUACUGGGCCUAGUAAUGCAGACAGAAAAUUGGACCUACAGUACAGAGGGAACAAUUCAGUAUAUCAAAAAGAAAAUCAGAGAGAAUCCCUCUGCAGAGAAAUUUGUCAAUUUGUUCCACUGUCUGAAUGAACUAGGUGACCAUUCUCUACUAAAGGAAAUCCAGUAUUACCUAAAACAUGGAGGUAUAGAAAACAGCAAACUCUCUUCUUCACAGUGGUCAGCUGUGAUUUUUGCAUUGCUAACAUCAGAAGAAGAGCUGGAUGAAUUUGUCCUAAAAAAAUAUGGUGCAGCAGAACAUGUUCUUCUCAAACUGAUGCCUGUGGUUGAAGCAUCCAGAACAGCUUGGCUUAAUCAUUGUAAACUGACAAAGAAAAGCUGUGCGGCUUUGGCCUCAGUGCUCAGCUCAGAAUCCUCCUGUCUGAGACAUGUGGAGCUGUCUAAAAAUAAACUAGAAAAUUCAGGAGUGAAGCUGCUCUCGGAUGGACUAAAGGAUUCUCAAUGUAAACUGGAAGCGCUAUGGCUGUGGAAGUGUAAAAUCACACAUAAGGGCUGUGAAGCCCUGGCUUCAGCUCUGAAAUCAAACCACUCACAUCUGAGACUCUUGGAUCUGUCUGGGAAUAAACUCCGAGAUUUUGGAGUGGAGCUGCUCUCUGUGGGACUUGGGGAUCCUCACUGUAAACUGGAGAUACUAAGGUUGAAGCACUGCACUAUCACAGAAAAAGGCUGUGAAGCGCUGAGUUCAGCUUUGAAAUCACAUCCUUCACAUCUGCGCAAGCUGAAUCUAUCCAAGAAUAAAUUAGGAAAUGCAGGACUGAAGCAGCUCUCCGCUGCACUGGAGAAUCCUCAAUGUAAACUACAGGCACUGAAGAUGAAUAGGUGUGAUGUCAAAGAAGAAGAUUGUGAAGCGCUGGCUUCAGCUCUGAAGUCAAAUCCAUCACACUUGAGAGUGCUGGAUCUAUCUAGGAAUGGACUAGGAGACUCAGGAAUGAAACAACUCUCUGCUGAACUGAAGAAUCCUCACUGUAAACUGAAGAUAUUGAGGUUGAGAACUUGUAACAUCACAUAUGAGGGCUGUGCUGCUCUGGCUUCAGCUCUGAAAUUAAACCCCUCACACCUGAGAGAGCUGGAUCUGUCUGUGAAUAAACUAGGAGACUCAGGAAUGAAACUACUCUCUGCUGAACUGAAGAUUCCUCACUGUAAGCUGAAGAUAUUGAGGUUGAGAACUUGUAACAUCACAUAUGAGGGCUGUGCUGCUCUGGCUUCAGCUCUGAAAUUAAACCCCUCACACCUGAGAGAGCUGGAUCUGUCUAUGAAUAAACUAGGAGACUCAGGAAUGAAACUACUCUCUGCUGAACUGAAGAUUCCUCACUGUAAGCUGAAGAUAUUGAGGUUGAGUUGGUGUGAUAUCACAGAUGAGGGCUGUGCUGCUUUAGCUUCAGCUCUUAAUUCAAACCCAUCACAUCUAACAGAGCUGGAUCUUACUAAAAACAGUGGUAUACUGAAUGGAGGAGGCCUGGUUCCUCUUAAGGCUGAUCCACAUUACAAGCUACAAAAACUAAGAUAUGAUGAAGUAUCCCUUAUUUACUUUUGAAGGAUCUAAAGCCUUCAAUGGACAUCUGAAUGCUUGGUACAGUACAUUUUAUGAGAAGAAAAACUCCUAAACAUACAAUAAAGACCAGAGGAGAUAAAAGACCAACAAAAGACAUAACAGCAUUUUGUCUCAUUUCUUUGGAAGAAUGCCCUGACCACAGUUUACCUACAUGACACCCACAUUUUUCCCUUUGCUUAUGUCUACAGCUGUUGCUCUCAAAACAAACAAGUACAUAGCUUGUUUCACAGAAAACUGACACACCACAGCAUGACUCAGUUCCUUACUGCACCAGCACUCCUAACCAUGACAGUCUUUCAGUUCAAAUCUUACUGACAUAUGUCUCCCUACUGCACCACCAGUGCUAAUAAUGAAAGCAGGAGCAACUAGUAGCUAAAAGCGAAACAAGUGUUCAUUCAACUUGAUUACACUAAUUGGACCAUAUGCAGUGUGUAAGUCUGUAAAUGUGCUGUGUCAGAGCUGUACGACACUAUGCGUAAGAGCUGAAACCAGGCUGUACACUUAUAUAAACACAGAGCUCAGAAAUAACUGAUGAACCCUAGUGGCGAAGUGAUUCAUUUGCUUUCUUGACGCAUUGUUCAUAAUUUCUCCUAAUGCAACUGCAUCCAUUAUAAAAGAAAAAAAUUAAUUGUUUUCAUUGGUCAAAAAUACAUUUUUAAAUGUUAUGUUUUGAACAAAUCAAA
Messenger RNA from Colossoma macropomum (tambaqui), 5358 nucleotides. Its product is annotated as NACHT, LRR and PYD domains-containing protein 12-like. Gene Ontology annotation, molecular function: protein binding. NCBI's taxonomy places the organism in Eukaryota, Metazoa, Chordata, Actinopteri, Characiformes, Serrasalmidae. The record is from RefSeq and is a predicted model, not a curated record.